Molecule: messenger RNA, 2167 nt
Organism: Gekko japonicus
Lineage: Eukaryota; Metazoa; Chordata; Lepidosauria; Squamata; Gekkonidae
Gene: VEGFD
Product: c-fos induced growth factor (vascular endothelial growth factor D)
Exons: 7
Coding region: 58-1107 (349 amino acids)
Biological process (GO): vascular endothelial growth factor signaling pathway; positive regulation of angiogenesis; vascular endothelial growth factor receptor signaling pathway
Cellular component (GO): membrane
Molecular function (GO): growth factor activity; vascular endothelial growth factor receptor 3 binding; chemoattractant activity
Source: RefSeq, a predicted model, not a curated record
UCUUCUCCAGCUGUAUGGUCUCAACUGUGUAGCAAAGUGUGGAUUUCAAAAACAAGGAUGUACAAGCUGUGGACAACUGUGAACGUGUUCAUGGUGUCCCUUCUGCAUCUGCUGCAAGGUUAUGGUUCUGUAAAGAGAGCAUCACUUUCUGCACUGGAAUGGUCAGAGCAGCAGAUCAGGAAAGCUGCCAGUCUGGAAGAACUCCUUCGGAUUACCCACUCUGAGGACUGGAAGCUGUGGAAGUGCCGUCUAAAACUCAAGAGCGUGGCCACCCUGGACUCCAGAUCUGCAUCGCAUCGCUCCACGAGAUUCGCUGCAGCUUUUUAUGAUAUAGAGAUACUCAAAGUUAUAGAUGAGGAGUGGCAGAGAACUCAGUGUGUGCCAAGGGAGACCUGCGUAGAAGUUGCAAAGGAGCUGGGAACCACCACCAACAAAUUCUUCAAGCCUCCUUGUGUGAACGUCUACAGAUGUGGCGGCUGCUGCAAUGAAGAGAGCCUGAGCUGCAUGAACACCAGUACAUCUUAUGUUUCCAAAAUGCUUUUUGAAAUUUCAGUACCUUUAACAAAUGUGCCUGACCCAAUUCAAGUAAAAAUUGCAAACCACACAGAUUGUAAGUGUAUAUCAAAUGGUCAGCAUCAACCAUAUUCCAUCAUAAGAAGAUCUGUCCCGUAUUCAGAGGAGGAUCGUUGUUCUCAUUUAAAAAAACUGUGUCACAAUGGCUGGAUAUGGGACAUCAAUAAAUGUGAAUGUGUUCAAAAUGAGGAUCAUCCUAGCAGAAGAGAAGGACUUCCUCCACUUGCUGAACUUGCUAUGUGUGCACCAAAUAUGGACUUUGAUGAAGAGAACUGUGAGUGCGUCUGUAAAUGGAAGUGCACUGGCAAUUUAUUUCAGAACAAAGAGAAUUGCAGCUGUUAUUUGUGCACAGAGAAUCAGGACAGCUGCUUUCAGAAACAUAAGACAUUUAAUGCAGAAACAUGCAGUUGUGAAGACAAAUGCCCAUUCCAGGCCAGAACGUGCCCAACUGCUAGGCCAGCGUGUUCAAGGCACUGUCGCUGUCUCAGGGGGGGAAGAGGCCACCAUGGGUCCCAAAGCAAAGAAAACCCUUGAUCAAGCUUUCAUUACCCUUGCACAAAACAUGCACUCUCUGCUUUGCAAAGUAGGUGUCUUCUGCCACAAGUUAUUCAUCUGUAAUAGCCAUGGGAUAUGAGUGACAUUACUAGUGAAAAAAAAUCAAAUUGGUAUUCAUUAUGAAGAGGAUGAAUGGGUGUGCAAGGACAUUACCAUCUGGCUUCAGAUGUCUGCUGCAACAGAUUAUCCUUGUUCUGCAAAGGGUCACUAAAAGGACCUAUAUCCAUCACAGCUGACAGGGAAGAAACUGAUAUGCUUGUUGCCGGAGGACAGUCAACAUCCAGCAUUUUGAAAAUGCAAAAGAAAAUAGUUCUACAUCGAUGUUAUUGAGCAUAUUUCUUUAGAGCAGGGGUCCCUAACCUUUUUGAGCCUGUGGGCAUCUUUGGAAUUCUGCCACAGGGUGGUGGGUGCAACCACAAAAUGGCUGCUGCAGGAGGCGAAGCCAACCACCAAAUAUCAGGGAGUGAGGGUAUGCACAACUCUUAAUAGUAACUCCUCAACAUUUCAGGCAGAAGCUGUGUUUAACAGGAUGCCUUUUAAAGUGAACAUAUCAUUUAAAACUAUUUUCUUGAAUACACACAGUUUCCCUUCAGUCGCACGCUGAAGAUCCUUGGUGCUGUGGGGGCAACUGCUGCCAAAGCAAUGUUUUUAAAAGUCUGCACAGCCAAAUGGAAGUCCUGCUGGACAAAAGCCCUGCCCACUUCCUAAAAACACUUGGUGGGCCCCGGGAAAGGUGUUUGUGGGCACCACGGUGCCCUCAUGCAUCAUGUUAGGAACCCCUGCUUUAGAGCAAACUUCCAUCGCUUGUAUCCAUCAUAUGUUCAGCACUGAAUUAGUUGAUCUACUGUCCAUUUUUAUUAUUUAGAUUUAUUGUAGAACUACUGUCUGAUAAUGUUCCAUAUUUAAAAUGUAUAUAGGAAAAUAAAUGCAUUGGGUUAUUAAUAAAUGUAUAUUGCCAUAUGUCACUUGACAUAAAAUCUUAAUCUCAGAGAAACUACAGUAAGGUUUUUAGUGUUCACCCCUUCCAUAAACAUGAAGC